AUGUGCAGCCUGUACUGGUCUGUACUGGUUUGUACUGGCCUGUCCCCUGUCCCCACAGGCCCCACGGCAACACCUGGACAGGACCAGGAUGGAGCCCUGAGAGAAGGCGCGGCCGCGGGGAUGGCGAAGCUGCUGGUGCCGCUGGUGGUGCUGGGGGCCGUGUCCGGGGCGGGGGUCCCGGUGUCGCCGCCGUCGCCGCGGUGCCCCCCGCGCUGCCUGUGCCCCGCGGCCGCGCCCAGCCCCACGCUGCUGUGCGCUCGCACCGGGCUGCUGGCCGUGCCGCCCAGCCUGGACCGCGGCGCCGUGGAGCUGCGCCUGGCCGACAACUUCAUCGGUGCCGUGGGCCGUGCCGACUUCGCCAACAUGAGCAGCCUGGUGCACCUGACGCUGUCGCGGAACGGGCUGCGCCGCCUGGCCCCCGGCGCCUUCGCCGACCUGCGCGCCCUGCGAGCGCUGCACCUGGACGGCAACCGGCUGCCGGCGCUGAGCGGGCCGCAGCUGCGCGGGCUGGCCAGCCUGCGCCACCUCAUCCUGGCCAACAACCAGCUGGCCGCCAUCGACGCCGCCGCCUUCGCCGCCUUCGCCGCCACCGUGGAGGACCUGGACCUGUCGCACAACAACCUCCCGGCGCUGCCCUGGGACGCCGUGGCCGCCAUGGGCAGCCUGGCCACGCUGACCCUGGACCACAACCUGCUGGAGCGGGUGCCGGCCGGUGCCGUGGCACGGCUGCCACGCCUGGCUCGGCUGGACCUGACGGCCAACCGGCUGCGGGCGCUGCCGCCGGUGCCAGGGCCGCCAGGGCCGGCGCUGGCGGCUGGGGGGAACCCCUUGCACUGCAACUGCGAAUUGCUGUGGCUGCGCCGCGUGGCUCAGCCGGGCCGCCUGGAGACCUGCGCCACGCCGGCGCCGCUGGCGGGGCGCCUGCUGGGCGCCGUGCCCGAGGAGGAGCUGACCUGCCGGGCCCCCGCCGUCACCGCCGCGGCCGCGCACCCGCCCGCGGUCACCGAGGGGCAGCCGCUGCGCCUGGGCUGCGCCGCCGUCGGGGACCCGCCGCCCGCGCUGCACUGGCUGGGCCCCGACGGGCGCGUGGUGCAGAAUGGCUCCCGGCGCUCGGUGGGCGCCGACGGCUCCCUGGAGCUCCGCGUGGCCACCCUGAGGGACCACGGCGGCUUCACCUGCGUGGCCGCCAAUGCCGCGGGCGAGGCGGCCGCGCGCGUCGACGUCGUGGUGGUGCCGCUGCCAGUGCCGCGGGGACGGGACGGGGACGGGGAGGCCGCGGCUGCUGAGCCAGGGCCGGGACCCUCGGAUAUGGCCCAAGCGGGCGUCAAUGACACCUGGGGGGGGCCCGGGGAGCGGCGGGUGGUGGCGGCGGAGGUGACGGGGUCCUCGGCGCGCAUCCGGUGGCUGCCGCAGCGCCACGUGCCCGGCGUGCGCAUGGUGCAGAUCCAGUACAACAGCUCGGCCGACGAUGCCCUCGUCUACAGGUUGUUGCCCCCCUCCAGCCGCACCUUCGUGCUGCGGGACCUGGCCCCGGGCCGCCAGUACGAGCUCUGCGUGUCCGUGCUGCGUGUGGUCGGGGACCCCCCGGCCGCCCCCCGCCCGCUCGGCUGCGUCUCCUUCGCCACGGCCGCCGCUCCGCCGGGCUGCGCCGCGCCGCCGCGGCCCCACUUCUUGGGGGGCACCGUCAUCAUCGUCAUCGGCGCCGCCAUCGCCGCCUCCGUGCUCGUCUUCAUCCUCAUCCUCACGGCGCGCUGGAAGGCGGCGGCGGGGGCGCGGCGCCCCCCACCCGCCCUCACCAGCGUCUGCUCGCAGACCAACGGCGGCCCCCGGCCCGCCGAGACCCCCGAGCUGCCGUCGCUGCCCCCGCUGCCCCCGGCGGCAGCCGGCGGGGCGCGGGGGCUGUUCCCCAGCCACAGCUACCCCCGGCGGGCGCGGCCGCGGCGCCACGGGUCCCUGCCGCGGCUGGACGCGCCCGAGGGGAGCCCCCUGGGACCCCCCCUGCGCCCCUCGUUCGGCAGCACCCACUGGAUGCUGGAGAGCACCGUGUGAGGGGGGGCACGGCGGGAGUUGCCCCCCCGGCCCCCUCUCGGACCCCUCCU
Messenger RNA from Lonchura striata (white-rumped munia), 2099 nucleotides. It is a transcript of the gene LRFN1, whose product is annotated as leucine rich repeat and fibronectin type III domain containing 1. Lineage: Eukaryota; Metazoa; Chordata; Aves; Passeriformes; Estrildidae. Gene Ontology annotation, molecular function: protein binding. The record is from RefSeq and is a predicted model, not a curated record.